This is a messenger RNA of Punica granatum (pomegranate), 2078 nucleotides long. NCBI's taxonomy places the organism in Eukaryota, Viridiplantae, Streptophyta, Magnoliopsida, Myrtales, Lythraceae. The record is from RefSeq and is a predicted model, not a curated record.
UUUCCAAUUUGUCUUUGCCGGGUCAGUUCGACAGUGAAAUGUUCUGGUUCAUUAAUGGAAUAUGUGUCGACUCUUAUCCAUUUCAAGUUUGAAAUGAGUUCCUGUCUUGGAGACCGUACAACUUAGUUAUGACAUCCCGUUCCGUUAGUCUUUGUUUAGUGCUGUAAGACACUUUUAACUUGAAAUGGAUAGGAGAUUCCCAUCACACAACUUCGGUUGCAUUACCGUGUUGUCAAUGGUGUGGACUGAAUGCUUUAUGAUGAAACAGUCCAGGAAAUUCGUAAUGCUUUUUCAUAAUACUCGAUUUUUUGCCUGGCGAAGAAACAUAGUGGUGUAGAACUUUUACCUCUAGUAUGGAUGGAGAACCGGAAACCCAUUUGCCUCUCUCAUUUUCCAAGUGUCGCCUGGCAGCUUGUCGAGGAAGGAAGUGAGAACAAGGAAAUGAGUUCAAGAGAUGGCGGUGAGAAUGGGUUGGGGCAGGGGGAUAUUAGGAAACCGCUGCUCAACACGGGGAGUUGGUAUCGGCUUAGCUCAUGGCGGUCGAGCUCGAUGGGGAUGGGAUCGUCUGCUCAGGUGAUUCGCGAGGGGGCUGUAUCCGUCAUCUUCUGUGUGCUCGUCGUUGCCCUGGGCCCCAUCCAGUUCGGUUUCACUGCCGGAUACUCAUCUCCGACACAGACGGACAUUGUCGCUGAUCUAAAUCUCAGCGUAUCAGAGUUCUCUCUGUUUGGUUCCUUGGCAAAUGUGGGUGCAAUGGUUGGGGCAAUAGCUUGCGGGCAGAUAGCAGAGUACAUGGGUCGAAAAGGGUCACUGAUGAUCGCUGCGAUCCCCAACAUCAUAGGAUGGAUCUUCAUAUCAUUUGCCAGAGACACAGCAUUCUUGUACAUGGGAAGGUUGAUCGAGGGAUUUGGCGUUGGGAUAAUAUCAUACACGGUUCCAGUAUACAUAGCUGAGAUAUCACCUCAGAAUAUGAGAGGAAGCCUUGGAGCUGUCAACCAGCUGUCAGUUACUAUCGGAAUCUUGCUCGCUUACUUGCUGGGACUAUUUGUCAACUGGAGAAUUCUUGCAGUCCUAGGAGCUCUGCCAUGCACAAUACUGAUUCCGGGCUUAUUUUUCAUCCCAGAGUCUCCUCGAUGGCUGGCUAAAAUGGGAAUGACAGAUGAAUUUGAAUCCUCUCUUCAAGUUCUACGGGGCUUUGAUGUUGAUAUCUCUAGCGAGGUGAAUGACAUCAAGAAAGCUGUCGCAUCAUCUAGCAAGAGAACCACAAUUACGUUUGCAGCUCUCAAGAGGAAACGAUACUGGUUUCCUCUAAUGAUUGGUAUAGGAUUGCUCAUUCUUCAACAGCUCACUGGCAUCAAUGGAGUUCUAUUUUAUUCCACCACGAUUUUCGAAAGUGCUGGGAUCUCAUCGAGCAAUUUGGCAACUGUUGGCCUCGGUGCAAUUCAGGUUAUUGCGACCGGUGUUGCUACUUGGUUGAUGGACAAAGCAGGACGGAGACUGCUCCUUAUCGUAUCCUCUUUGGGAAUGGCUCUAAGCUUGAUCCUGGUGUCUGUUUCAUUCUUUCUAGAGGUUGUUAUAUCAGAAGAUUCGAAAGUUUACACUUUGCUGGGAAUAUUGUCACUGGUCGGCCUCGUGGCUCUCGUGAUCUCCUACUCUCUUGGAGUAGGAGCAAUCCCCUGGCUCAUAAUGUCCGAGAUUCUCCCGGUGAGCAUUAAGGGCCUCGCAGGCAGCAUAGCAACAUUUGUGAACUGGCUAAUGUCGUGGGCCAUCACAAUGAGCGCAAACUUUCUCCUCGACUGGAGCACCGGAGGAACUUUCACAAUUUACACCGUGGUAACUGCUUUCAUGGUCGUGUUCGUCUCGCUUUGGGUCCCGGAGACCAAGGGCAGGACCCUCGAAGAGAUACAAUCGUCUUUUCGCUAAGAUGUUUCUUCGCAAGUUUUGUGCAUUCUGAUUUUUUUCUUUCUAUUUUUUUAUUGGGAAGUCCUGUGUCAGGUCCGUAUCAAGCAUCUAGUUUUUGUAUCCUCGGGACGCAAACAGAAACUCGUAAAAAUGAGCUUGGAACGUUAUCUUGAAUAUCA